UUUCAAUCUAAACGCUUUUUAACCAAUGUUCAACGAUACAGUUGGCAUUUGAUGAGAAGACUUCAAGAUGCUUCGCUAUUAUUUAUCUUUGUUGUGGAUUGUUUCAGUAUCUCCUUGGACACACGGAUUAAUAGUCGAAGAUUUUCGCCUGUCGGGGUCAAUUGUACCUAGCGAAGGACUGCUAGAAGCGAAAGUAAACGACACCUGGGGUGCCGUCCGUUACAUAUCCCGGUACAAUUUUCGAGAUCCGCUAGAUGACCUCGUUUGUAGGACAUUCGGAUAUGUGAAUGAAUCUGUGAUGCAGCCCCAAGAUUUCGGAACACCGAAUGCCGCCUUUACUAUCCGACGCUGCCCCGUCGAUAUGAUGUCACUGCAAGUGCUAAACACAUCAUGCGAACUCCAGGCAGGAAAUCCGCAGUCAGACUAUGACAACAUCUUUAAAACCGUAAACUGUCAAGCGUUACAACUGGUAGACGGUCCUUCCCCACUGGAGGGUCGGCUAGAGGCGGGACUGUUCGGGCAACUGCAGGUCGUCUACGGGCGUACCUUUGAUGAAAAGGCGGCAAAUGUCACGUGUACAUCACUAGGAUAUCGCGGAGUUCGCUCCUAUAACACCAGCACGCAUUAUGGCGCGGGAAAACUACCCCUGUAUACUCGCAACAUCCAGUGCACGGGUACCGAGCUUUCACUUGAGCAAUGUUAUCACUCUGGGGACUACGCCGCGUCACGCACACCGGCUAACGUCGUCAGUGUUGCUUGCGAUGGCGGACCAAUCAAAUUGGAGCAGAUCAAGGGCAAUCGUUCAUACGAGGGAAUACUAGUCGGUUACCAUGACAACAUUUUGUAUGACUUCGUUGGUAAUGUUUCGGAAACAACGGCGAAGACAAUGUGUUCUAUUCUUGGAUUUGGCCAUGUCGGUUUCUCCAGUCGUGCGCAUCCUGGCAAAAAUCUAUAUUACUACAAGCAAGACGUUAAUUGUAACGGUCACGAGAAAUACAUAGAAGAGUGUCAGGGCGAGCUCCAAUACUGUGUCACACAGGGAUAUUCAGGCUGUUACCACAUGUCAAAUAGCUUAACUCACGUGGCUUUAUUUUGCUCGGACUACACACUGGAAAAUAUCAGCCUAUCAGCGAGUGGCGUUAUACAAGUGGGCGUGAACGGCCAGUUGUGGGCGGUCUGUGACGCCUACUUUACUCCAGAAACAGCCAAUAGCGUCUGUACUGUGCUUGGUUUUCAUGGUACAGGAAGCUUCGCAGUUAAGACAAAUGGCGAUGAUUUGGAUACGGAAAUACUGGGAUCGAUAAUUUGUAAUCCAAAUACAAAAAGCAUUAUCGACUGUCACAUCAAACACCAGUUCAGUUACCUUUCCUACCACCCAUCGACAGAGUGUAAAGGCUACGUCAUGCUGACAUGCAACUGAUGUUUUAUGUAGAUAUUUACCAUGUCCGAAUGAUUUGACGAUGUUGCAUUAAGUUGAAGCGAAAGUAUUAUGUUAUAAUUAUGAUUUUCCUUGCUCAAGAUAUGGAAAUAUUUACAUGAAAAACUACAGAAACUAGUUUAGUAGUCGGAAGCUUAAACAUUAAUCACGUUCACUUGACACAGGGCCAAAGCCAGAAACACAGAAGAACAAUACACAUAUUCACUAACCAGCUACACGGAUCAACAAUAAACAUAUUGACAUACCAGCUACACGGAUCAACAAUAAACACAUUCACAUACCAGCUGCACGGAUCAACAAUAAACAUAUUCACAUACCAGCUGCACGGAUCAACAAUAAACACAUUCACAUACCAGCUGCACGGAUCAACAAUAAACAUAUCCACAUACCAGCUGCACGGAUCAACAACACACACAUCCACAUACAAGCUAAACGGAUCAACAACACACACAUCCACAUACCAGCUACAUGGAUCAACAACAUACACAUCCACAUACCAGCUACACUGAUCAACAACACACACAUCCACAUACCAGCUACACGGAUCAACAACACACACACAUCCACAUACCAGCUACACGGAUCAACAACAUACACAUCCACAUUCCAGCUACACGGAUCAACAACAUACACACAUCCACAUACCAGCUACACGGAUCAACAACAUACACAUCCACAUACCAGCUACACGGAUCAACAACAUACACAUCCACAUACCAGCUACACGGAUCAACAACAUACACAUCCACAUGCCAGACACACGGAUCAACAACAUACACAUCCACAUACCAGCUACACGGAUCAACAACAUACACAUCCACAUACCAGCUACACGGAUCAACAACAUACACAUCCACAUACCAGCUGCACGGAUCAACAACAUACACAUCCAUAUACCAGCUGCACGGAUCAAAAACAUACACAUCCACAUACCAGCUACACGGAUCAACAACAUACACAUCCACAUACCAGCUACACGGAUCAACAACAUACACAUCCACAUACCAGCUACACGGAUCAACAACAUACACAUCCACAUACCAGCUACACGGAUCAACAACAUACACAUCCACAUACCAGCUACACGGAUCAACAACAU
Messenger RNA from Mya arenaria, 2537 nucleotides. RefSeq names its product neurotrypsin-like. The transcript is spliced from 9 exons. The coding region runs from base 68 to 1420 and encodes 450 amino acids. The record is from RefSeq and is a predicted model, not a curated record. Lineage: Eukaryota; Metazoa; Mollusca; Bivalvia; Myida; Myidae. Gene Ontology annotation, cellular component: membrane.